AUGCAUUCCCUCACGUUAUACGCUGUGGGUCUCGCGGUCGUUGUCUUUGCGUUGUACUCCUUCUUCAGUGCCAUUGCCAGGCGGAAUGAAAAGUAUAAUCCCCAAGGACUGCCUGGUCCAACUCUUCUGCCAUGGAUCGGGCGCGUGCACGACUUACCGAUCCAGUACAUGUGGCUCAAGUUCAAGGAGUGGGCCGAUGUCUAUGGACCAAUUUAUCGAACGAAAAUGCUCGGGGCGAACUUCGUAAUCGUAUCAGACGAGAGCAUAGCAGAGGAGAUACUGGUAAAGCGUGCCAAGAUAUACUCAGACCGGCCACAGGUCAAGUCACUGUUCGAUUCAAAGAGUACCCAUGGCUCCAUGGAAUAUCUUCCUCUCAUGGGCAAGAACCUUUACUGGGCACGACAAAGGAAGUUCACGCAUGCAUACCUCACAGAAGCCACUAAUCAGAGAUACUAUGGCCUCAUGGAAUUUGAAGUCAAGCGAUGGUUGCAUGUUCUACUCACUGAGCCCGACAACUUCUGUUUCUCUCUCGAGGAUAUGGCGUCCAAGGUCAUGUGCCAGCUCACAUGGGACGACCACUCUUUCAGUCCCUAUCUGACCAAGAGUGCUUGGGGUCUCCUAACCCAGAUGUCCCCAGCCGGCCCCAUCACAAACGUCCUCACUCCUCUCUGGCACCUUCCACAAUUUCUCAAUCCAUGGAAGAUCGCAGAGCGCAAGCGACAUGACGAGCAACAAGCAUGGUGGAUGAACCGACUGCAGGUCACCCGCAAACUCAUGGAGAAAGGCAAGCAACGGCCAUGCUUUACCCGGACAUAUCUCGAGACCUCGGAGAAGUCCAGUAUCUCCGGAGACUACGAGGCCUCUUCCGUCAUUGGCAUGAUGGCCCUCGUCGGGAUCUUCACUGUCGCCGGACCACUUUACUACUUCCUCGUCAGCAUGAUCCACCACCCAGAGUGGCAAGUUAAGUGCCAGAAGGAGCUCGACGAGGCAUGUGAAGGUCGCAUUCCCACCCUGGAAGACAUGCCCAAGCUGCCGAUCCUUCGCGCGUGCAUUAAAGAGACCAUGAGGUGGAAACCGAAUGUCCCUACUGGUGUUGCCCACGAGAGUGAGGCCGAUGAUUGGUACAGAGGAUACUUCAUUCCCAAAGGAACGCGCAUCCUUCCAUUGGACUGGGCAUUCCUUCGCAACCCCGUCAAGUACCCAGACCCAGAGAACUUUCGGCCUGAGCGAUGGCUCGAGUCGGGAUGGCCGACGUUCCAGGAACCUCUCACGAAGUUCCCCACCGUGGUCGGCUUGACGUCUUUCGGUUGGGGGCAGCGUCAAUGUCUUGGGCAGAGCCUCACUAGGGAUGAGAUGCUCGUCGCCUGUGGCGGAUUGCUGUGGGCUUACAACCUGAAGAGGAAGGUCAACCCAAAGACUGGAAAGGAGAUCGAAGUUCCUUUGAAUAAGUCGAAUUCCCUUCUCAUCGUGAAGCCAGAUCCAUUCGAGAUGGCGUUCGAGCCUCGCAGCGACGCGCGCAAGGCAGAUGUCGAGGAGCUGUGGAGAGUCGCGGAGAAGAAGGACGCUGAAGAGAGAGCUGCAUUCUUGAAGUCUGCUGAAGCAAAGGAGACUAUACAGCAAUGAGAUGUUGGCUUGGAUCGGGUUUGAUAGUACGUUGAUGUAGCGCAUGGAGCGAUCUUGCUUCGCCGCGAUUUGAUUCGUCAAUGUGUCAUUACCUUAGACAUGUAUAGCUUGUAAUUUGUUGAUGACGAAGCCUAAUGAGAUUAAAUGCACUGCUGGUCGAAUCCUUGUGCAUUAUCAUUUACUUGUUGAUGUCGUGUGAGCG
This is a messenger RNA of Aaosphaeria arxii CBS 175.79, 1825 nucleotides long. Its product is annotated as cytochrome P450. The transcript has 3 exons. Gene Ontology annotation, molecular function: oxidoreductase activity, acting on paired donors, with incorporation or reduction of molecular oxygen; iron ion binding; monooxygenase activity. The record is from RefSeq and is a predicted model, not a curated record. NCBI's taxonomy places the organism in Eukaryota, Fungi, Ascomycota, Dothideomycetes, Pleosporales. Bases 1 to 1623 code for a protein of 540 amino acids.